AUGUGGAUGAUGGAUCCAAAUUUAUUUCUGAAUCAGUCAUUACAUGGAAUAUGUACUGCAGCCAAAACUUUUGGCUAUAAAGUUCAGCUCUCUGACAUCGUAUUCUUAAAAAGCAAAGUGGCAAAUAGAUUUUUGCAAAGAACAAAACGAGCUAAUUCACUGUUUGAGGAAUUUAAAGCUGGAAACAUUGAAAGGGAAUGCAUUGAGGAGAGAUGUUCAAAAGAAGAAGCCAGGGAGGCAUUUGAAGAUAACGAGAAAACUGAGACCUUCUGGAAUGUUUAUGUAGAUGGGGAUCAGUGUUCAUCAAACCCCUGUCAUUAUGGCGGGACAUGCAAAGAUGGCAUUGGUAGUUAUACCUGUACCUGCUUGGCUGGCUAUGAAGGGAAAAACUGUCAAUAUGUCUUAUAUCAGUCCUGCAGAGUGGACAAUGGUAACUGUUGGCACUUCUGCAAACCUGUUCAAAACGAAAUUCAGUGUUCAUGUGCUGAAAGUUACCUUUUGGGAGAUGAUGGGCACUCUUGUGUUGCUGGAGGUGACUUUUCGUGUGGUAGAAAUAUAAAAGCAAGGAACAAGAGGGAAGCAAGUCUGCCUGACUUUCAAACAGAUUUUUCUGAUGACUAUGAUGCGAUUGAUGAAAAUAAUUUUGUUGAAACUCCUACAAAUUUCUCUGGCUUAGUUCCCACUGUGCAGUCCCAGAAUGCAACUUUGCUGAAAAAAUCUGAUAAUCCAAGCCCUGAUAUCAGAGUUGUUAAUGGAACAGACUGCAAACUGGGUGAAUGUCCAUGGCAGGCACUUCUGAUAAAUGAUCAAGGAGAUGGGUUUUGUGGAGGAACAAUUUUGAGUCCCAUCUAUGUGCUUACUGCAGCCCACUGCAUUAACCAGACCAAGUACAUUAGAGUUGUUGUAGGGGAAAUAGACAUAUCAAGAAAAGAAACCAGACGUCUUCUUUCUGUGGAUAAAAUAUAUGUGCAUACAAAAUUUGUUCCUCCCAACUAUUACUAUGUGCAUCAAAACUUUGAUCGUGUCGCCUAUGACUAUGAUAUAGCCAUCAUCCGAAUGAAGACCCCUAUCCAGUUCUCUGAAAAUGUGGUUCCUGCCUGCCUUCCCACUGCUGAUUUUGCCAACGAAGUCCUCAUGAAACAAGAUUCUGGCAUCGUUAGUGGAUUUGGGCGUAUUCGAUUUAAAGAACCGACCUCUAACACACUUAAAGUCAUUACGGUUCCUUAUGUGGACAGGCACACCUGCAUGCUUUCCAGUGAUUUUCGAAUUACUCAAAAUAUGUUCUGUGCUGGCUAUGAUACUCUGCCUCAAGAUGCAUGCCAGGGAGACAGUGGGGGGCCCCACAUCACUGCAUACAGAGAUACCCACUUUAUUACUGGGAUUAUCAGCUGGGGGGAAGGAUGUGCACGGAAAG
Molecule: messenger RNA, 1414 nt
Organism: Notechis scutatus (mainland tiger snake)
Lineage: Eukaryota; Metazoa; Chordata; Lepidosauria; Squamata; Elapidae
Source: RefSeq, a predicted model, not a curated record